AUGUACGGCUCAUACGGAUCAACGAGCUCGACGAGCAGCUCCUACUCGCACUCCUACAGCCCCUAUGGCAGCUACCACACCAUGGCCUCUCCCAUGGAUAUCGCUGCCAGCCCAUUUUCCACCAGAGGACUCGACGCGACCUGCGCCUUCCCAUCAUGGCCGCGCCGGGAGUCUUUCUGCGAGCAGGAUUCUUAUGAGGGACGGGUUUCGUCAUACAUCUCGGACGACGACCUCCUUGGCGCCAGCGACAUGUACGAGGACGACUCUUCCAGCAACGGCAGUGCUUCCCCCAUCCAGUCACCACCCACUCAAUACCCCACCGAGACCGAGCUCCUCGAGAUGCAACGUGAGAGGGCGGCAUACCAGCGCGAGGUGAUGCGCCUCGUCCUCGCCGAGAAGGAGAAGAGGAAGCAGCAGGCCAAGCGCAGGGCUAGCGCCACCAAGAAGAGCAAGUCCAGCAAGCUCACUGCCAUGACUCCCAUCUCCGAUGCCGAGGCGUGGGUGGUGGAUAUGGGGUAUUGGGUGUCAACGGUCCCAUUGCAACCUCCUUUAACCGCCUUCCUGAUUUUGACUCACAUCUCAUCGUCACCGCCAUCAUUCUGUGACGCAACGUGGUCAAAGAGCUUGACUGUUCUGCCGAGGCAGCAACAGCAGGAUUUUUCCCUCGUUUCGCGGGCCCUCGGCGGUCAGACUCCAUCCGAGUAG
This is a messenger RNA of Podospora pseudocomata, 705 nucleotides long. RefSeq lists its product as uncharacterized. Lineage: Eukaryota; Fungi; Ascomycota; Sordariomycetes; Sordariales; Podosporaceae. The transcript is spliced from 3 exons. Bases 1 to 705 code for a protein of 234 amino acids. The record is from RefSeq and is a predicted model, not a curated record.